AUCCGCAUUUCCCAGAACAGUGUCCCAUUUUAAUAUAUUCCCUCCAUCCGCACGCGGGUUCUAUUAUCGGUCACCCUAGCUCCUGUACGUCUCCGCCUCGCUGGAGCUGUCCGUACCUAGCAAUAACAAGGAUAUCGACAAAACCAACGCGCGGGUCGCAUCUCAAAAUACUCCUCUGAGCGGUUGACGGCACAAACUAUCCCAAAAUGUCUCCGUCGCAUCCGCCCGUCACCACCUAUUUCAUUGUGGAUAAUCUUCAUUGCCCAACAUGUGUUUCUGCCAUAAAGGACACGUUAGGAAACAUCGAAGGCGUAGAAUGGGUAUCGCCUAACAUCGUCACCAGCUGGGUCGCCAUUGAGCAUGAUCCUAAGGUAACUCCAAGCGAGAUGUAUUCAAAGUUGGAAUCUGCGGGUUUCGAUAUCUCUGGCGUUGGCUCGACGAAUGGCGAAGUGUCCCUGGCCGACUUGAGACGUGGGGACCACUCUGACGGCCUCCAUCGUUCAGAUACCCACUACUCACUAGAUCUUGGAGAACGACUAACCCCUUGGGGCCGAAUGAUUAAGCUGUCGGAUAAGCUGUCGGAGAAGAUCCUACCCAAGAAAUCAUCAACUUCAGAGGCCGAUAAAGAGAGAAAGGAGAAAGAGCAUCUCAAGAACUGUGAGAAAUGUCGAACCAAGGCAUCGAAUCCUCCUGCGCCUGAUACUUUGCCCUCCGGUACAGCGUCUAACCAACGCGAUGGUCAGUCAGAGGACCAGCAAGUUGAUGAUGAGAAGUCAACUGAGGGACUCGUCACGUCAACGCAGCCUAUUGGGAAUGAGGAUGAUGAGAAAUCCGAAUCUCCCGAUAAUGUUGGGCACCGAUGGAGAGUUUCGAUGACCAUAUCGGAUUUGGUGUGUAGCAGUUGCGUAGCCACCCUCACCGAUCUACUAAAACCGAGACAAUGGAUCACCAAGAUCUCCAUUGACUAUAUUUCUGACAGUGGAGUCUUCGAAUAUAUCGGCACUAAGGAAGAUGCCAAGCAAAUCGCUGAAGCAAUCGAGGACACAGGAAGAGAUACCGAAAUCGUGCAGAUUACCAAUAUUGAUCGCGGCAACAAUGUUAGCAGCGAGAGAACCGUCCGAAUCCGCAUUGAUGGCUUCUACUGCGAGCAUUGCGCCGACCGAGCCACGAAUAGCCUCAGGGGGCUCCCCCGAGAUCUGAAAAUUGAGAAGAGGCCCACUUGCGAACAACCUAUCUUGAAGAUUACCUACACUCCUGCAGGACCUAAGUUCACCAUUCGACAAAUCCUCUCUGUUAUCGAAGCGAGUGAUCCGGCCUUCAAAGCAUCGAUCUUCCACCUUCCUACAUUAGAAGAGCGUUCGAAGAAACUUCGAGCGGCCGAACGAAAGAAGAUCGCCAUCCGCGCUUGGUUCACAACAGCCGUUGUAAUUCCUACGUUCAUCAUCGGCGUUGUGUACAUGAGCCUUGUGCCUGACCAUAAUCCCUCGAAGAUGCUACUCAUGGAAGCUUGGAGACCUGGAAUCAGCCGAGCGCAGUUUUCUCUAUGUAUCAUGGCAACGCCAGUGUACUUCUUCUCUGCGAAUCUCUUCCACCGACGUGCGAUUCUAGAGAUUAAGGCGCUAUGGAUGCGAAGGCCACGAAGCGAUGGGCUGCGCUACAUGGAUGAUGAUGAGACAAGCGGAGCAUUAAAGACUAAGGAGUUCCUCCAGCGAUUUUACCGAUUCGGUAGUAUGGAUAUGCUAGUCUCACUAGGAACUACGAUCGCCUACGUUUCGUCGAUAAGUCAGAUGAUUGCUGCAGCAGUGGAUCGCCCUGCUAUGGUUAACGACGCAAAUUUCUACUUUGACUCGGUCGUCUUCUUGACCUUCUUCUUGCUCUGGGGCAGAUUCAUCGAAAAGUACAGCGAAUCAAAGUUGGGGGAUGCGGUAGAUGCUCUCACAAAGCUUCGCCCGACUACCGCCAAGCUCAUCGAGAAGAUCACGGACACUAACGAGAAAGAAAAAGAAGUCAGUAUCGACAUGCUUGACGUUGGCGAUAUCAUCCGCAUCCCUAAUGGUGCGUCGCCUCCUUGUGACGGAAAGAUUGUGAGCGGGGAAACCAGCUUUGAUGAGUCUAGUCUCACGGGAGAGUCGUUCCCAGUUUCAAAGGCCGCCAAUGACGAUGUCUUUGCAGGAACUGUCAAUAUGGACCGCCCCGUUUUAGUGCAGAUUACUGGUACCGCUGGCCAGUCCAUGCUCGACCAGAUUGUAGCCAUUGUAAGAGAAGGACAAGCCAAACCUUCGCAGAUUCAAGACUUGGCAACUCGACUUACUAAGUACUUUGUGCCCUUCAUUACUUUGAUUGCCAUCAUUACUUGGCUCGUCUGGCUAGUACUUGGCCUAUCCGGUGCGAUCCCAGGACAUUUUCUCGACGUGUCUUCCGGUGGAUGGGUUGUAUUCUCACUUCAAUUCGCCAUCGCCGUGUUUGUUGUCGCCUGUCCGUGCGGUCUUGGACUUGCUGCCCCUACGGCAAUAUUCGCCGGUAGUGGAUUGGCCGCCAAAUAUGGCAUACUUGCUAAGGGGGGUGGACAUGCUUUUGAGAAAGCAAGUCGAAUUGAUUGCGUGGUCUUCGAUAAGACUGGUACUCUCACGAUAGGUGGUCAGCCUAUGAUCACCGACUCUACGACAUUCCCCGAUUGCGAAAUUAGUGAACAGCAGCGUAACACAUUCCUAGGCGCGCUCCGAGCCGUCGAAGAUAACAGCAGCCAUCCUAUUGCAAAGGCUGUUGUCUCCUGGUGCGCAAGCCAAACACUUGAACGUGUUGAAGUCGCAGGCGUUCAAGAAAUGCCCGGAAAGGGUUUGAAGGCGACUUAUAAAGCCGGCUCUCCACCCCAGUCAUAUGACAUCGUCGUCGGCAAUGAGGCACUGAUGGACGACUUUAUGAUUGACAUCUCUCUUGGUGUUGCUACAAGUCUUCAGACUUGGAAGAAAGAGGGCAAAUCGAUCGCACUCGCCGCUAUCAAGGCUGCUGACAAACCCGACACAUACAGAAUCGCCGCCGCCCUCGCAAUCACCGAUCCUAUCCGUCGCGAAACCCCAGCCGUAAUCCGAGCUCUACAAUCAGCAGGCAAGGACGUAUGGAUGCUCUCGGGCGACAACCCCACAACGGCCAAGGCCGUAGCGCUCCGCAUCGGCAUCCCCGAUCUCAACGUCAUCGCGGGCGUGCUGCCGACGGAGAAGCACGAGAAGAUCAAGUGGCUGCAGCAGACGCUCAAGGCGCGCAAGGGCAACGUCGAGCUGACAAACCGCCGCGCGUUCGUGGCCAUGGUGGGCGACGGCAUCAACGACACGGCGGCGCUCAGCACGGCGGACGUGGGCGUGGCCAUUGGGUCCGGCAGCGACGUGGCGAUCUCGAGCGCGGACUUCGUGCUCGUCAACAGCAACCUCGAGUCCAUCGUCACGCUGCUCGACCUCAGCAGGGCCGUCUUCCGCCGCAUCAAGUUCAACUUCGCCUGGGCGCUCGUGUAUAACGUCGUCGCGGUCCCCAUCGCCGCCGGCUGCCUCUACGCGCUCACGGUCGGCGGCCAGCAUGUCCGGCUCCCGCCCGUCUGGGCCAGUCUAGCUAUGGCGCUAAGCAGCAUUAGUGUCGUGACGAGUAGCCUCGCUCUACGGAGCGGGAUCCCUGGGUUGGGGUUUAGGGUUAGGAAGGUUUUUGUGGCGAGGGAUGGGGAGGUGAGGAAGGGUGGUGUUUAUGGGUUUGGGGGUGUUAAGGCCUAGGGGUGGUAGGGGCUGUGGGAAAAGGGGAGGAAGGGUGUAAUGUUAGGGAUGUGAGCCGGGGGUUGAGGCGGGAAGUAUGGUGGUUGGACUCUGGUGGUGGGGAUUAGGGGCUAAACUGAGCAAGAGGCACGAGGAGAGGUUGUCUACCACCCAGUGU
Messenger RNA from Annulohypoxylon truncatum, 3912 nucleotides. RefSeq names its product heavy metal translocatin. Gene Ontology annotation, molecular function: P-type divalent copper transporter activity; ATP hydrolysis activity; copper ion binding. Gene Ontology annotation, biological process: copper ion homeostasis; monoatomic cation transport. The record is from RefSeq and is a predicted model, not a curated record. Bases 207 to 3755 code for a protein of 1182 amino acids. NCBI's taxonomy places the organism in Eukaryota, Fungi, Ascomycota, Sordariomycetes, Xylariales, Hypoxylaceae. Gene Ontology annotation, cellular component: membrane. The transcript is spliced from 2 exons.